AUGACUGCCACUAGCACCGGCCCUGCUGUUACGAAGCUAGCAGCUGAGCUGCGGGAAACUCUAAAGGAAUCGACUGUUUUGACUCCAGACUCAGAUGGCUACAGUGAAAGCAUCAAACGAUGGAGCGAUGCAGUAGAAAAGAAAGCGGGCAUCGUAGUUUACGUUCGAUCCGCUGAGGAUAUCUCUGCUACCAUCUUAGCAUGCCGCAAACAUUCAAUCUCCUUUGUGGUCUCAGGAGGGAAACACUCGUCUAACGGUGCCUGUUCAUCCGAAGGUGGACUGGUGAUCGACUUGGCCAAGAUGCGCGAGGUCCAUGUUGAUCCCGCCACCAACCUUGUCCGAGUGCAAGGCGGAUGCAUCUGGAAGGAUGUUGAUGAUACCGCUUUUGAAAGUGGACUCGCGGCCGUCGGAGGCACUGUGAACCACACUGGCGUUGCUGGGCUCACUCUCGGAGGUGGCUACGGGUGGCUUUCAGGCCGAUACGGAUUGGUUAUUGACAACUUGCGGGCUGUUCAAAUGGUCUUAGCGGAUGGUACUAUCACCACUGUCUCAGAGGAGAAUCAGCCUGAUUUGUUCUGGGCCGUUCGUGGCGCUGGCCAUGCCUUCGGUGUCGCUGUAGAGUUCACCUUCCAGGCGCAUUCGCAAAAGAACCUUGUCUGGGCUGGGCAGAUGGCGUUCCCCAUUGACAAGCUGCAUACUAUCAUUAACUUCGCGAAUAACCUAGUUUCCACCACCAAUGGAGACUCUGGGCUGAUCAUGGGCAUCACUGCCCCUCCCUUCACCAAACACAAGCCGGCGGUUAUUACCAAUGUCUUUCAUAAUGGAUCUACCACCGAGGCACUGUCGAUCUUCCAGCCUCUCCUAGAUCUGCAGCCCAUAAUCAAUAGCACCAAAGAACGGCCAUACAACGAGGUCAACGGUAUGAUGAACCACGCCGUCGACUACGGUGGUCGCAAACUCUCCAAGAGUGCCGUCUUUCAGACCCCCUUACGGCCAGAGUUUGUCAGCGACAUCAUCCUGCCCGAACUCGAGCGUUUCCACGCUACUGUACCCGGUGGAACACGGUCCAUCCUCCUUUUUGAAUUCUUCAAGUCGGACAAGUGGUGUGAAUAUUCUACCUCUGACAUGUCUUUCGCCAACCGCGGCCCGCAUCAAAACUUGAUGGUUGGGCCCUUCUGGGACAGCGCAGAACAUGAUCAGGUAGCUCGAAACUGGUCCCAAGCCGUGUCUGAGCUCGCCUGGCUCGAGAUCAAGCGUAACCAGAUUGACAAUGGUCCUGCCGCGAAGCCAGCACCAACCACAGAGUAUGGAAACUACGACCAUCUCGCUGCCAGCCCGCGUCGCAUAUUUGGGGCUAAUCUCGAGCGUCUGAUUGAGAUCAAGCAUCAGUAUGACCCGCAAAAUGUUUUUGACAAGUCGUACAGUUUAAUCAAGGGAUAUGAAGAAAUUGGUCGAGCCGCGAUAGGCGUCGCUCAACUCUAA
Messenger RNA from Aspergillus pseudotamarii, 1482 nucleotides. RefSeq lists its product as uncharacterized. The transcript is spliced from 2 exons. Gene Ontology annotation, molecular function: FAD binding; oxidoreductase activity. The record is from RefSeq and is a predicted model, not a curated record. Bases 1 to 1482 code for a protein of 493 amino acids. NCBI's taxonomy places the organism in Eukaryota, Fungi, Ascomycota, Eurotiomycetes, Eurotiales, Aspergillaceae.